This is a messenger RNA of Cornus florida, 4543 nucleotides long. RefSeq lists its product as uncharacterized. Lineage: Eukaryota; Viridiplantae; Streptophyta; Magnoliopsida; Cornales; Cornaceae. The record is from RefSeq and is a predicted model, not a curated record. The transcript is spliced from 7 exons. Bases 437 to 4222 code for a protein of 1261 amino acids.
CUCACUGUCUCUCACCCAACUACAAACAACUCUACUGAACAAACUUUAUAUAUCAACACAUCUUCAUCAAUUUUCGUCUUCUCUAAGGAUUUUCUCUCGUCCUCUCCUCACAACACCAACAACAUUCUCUUAAUCUUUUAACCACAAACCAUAUAAUAAUAGCGUUUGCAUUGUUUUAUAUGAUACAUAUAAAUCUGUUUUUGUGUAUAUAUCAAUGAAAGCGUUUCAUAAAGAGUUCUAAAUUUAGAAAUCAAACGCGUAUCUGGGCCUAAAAGAGCGCUUGACGUUGUAUAAUAACCCAUAAAACAGCUUUCAAUCCUCUCAUUUCGUAUCAAUCCUUGCAUUUUCCUCUCUAUCACUUUAGCAAUUUUCCAAUUUUAGAGAGAGAGAGAGAGCGAAAUAUAGAACCCCAGAGGCGGAUAUGGGUCGGUGAUGGAUGAAUCAGUUUUUUGUGGCAUUCUUGAUUUUUUUUCUCUGUCUAUUCUCUCUUUUCCCAAAUGGGUUCUUCGUUAGUUUUCAGUUUGAUCCAAAUGGGUCACUUCCUCUUUCUAAAGUUUUCCUGAAAACAGCAUUGGAAUCUAGUUUUUUAAUAUACUCUGAAUCGAGAAUGGCGUCUUCUCAAGUCGAAGUCGCUUCGUCUUCUCCUUUCGGGUGUGUUUUGAGAGAUCACAAUCGGCGAGAUCGAUGCAGCAGAGAGAGCAAUGUCAGAGCCGCACAUGUAGCUUUUCAGAAGAAUCUCAAGAACUUUGUUAGAGACCAUUUCAAUUCCUGCAUUUCACCUUCACCAAACGACUCUGAUUCAUCCACGGACGAGAAUUCUGACAAUCCCCAAAUCAACAACACAAACACUAGCUCGGUUGACAAAGAACAGAGGAACAACAAAGUCAAGAUAGAUCGUUGGUCUCGAGCUCGAGAAAUGGUGUCUUCAAAAGGGUCUAUGAAUCAGAGAGAGAGUUCUCAGAAUCGUCAAAUCGACAAUGGGGAUUCUUGGGUUGGUGAAGAACAGAGAGACAACAACAACGACAACAAAGCUAAAAUUGAUCAUUGGGCACGAGCUCGAGAAAUGGUGUCAUCGAGAACAUCAAAGAUUGAGAGGGAGGAAAUACCAAACAUGGUUGGUGUUUCUUCGCUUGUUCAGAAAUGGAGGGACUUGGCUAAGCAAAAUCAGUCUGACAGCUCGAAUUCUUCUCCUGUUCAUCCCAGCAGGACCAAUUCUGAGUCGAGCCACAUAGAAACUGUUUGUGUUAUUGACGAGCCGGCAAGACGUUCUGAAGAUGGUGAUUCUGUGGAUGAAAGGUUUGGUACUCCUACGACAAUGAUGUCGUUGGAGGACUCUUUCCGGGAUUGGGAGUCCGGUGGAAACACCCCGAGCUGUCCACCUUCUGCGCGUGCGCGGGAUUCGGAUGCUGGAGAGAGGGAGAAGGAGAAGGAAAAGGAGAGGGAGAGAGAGAGGGAAAGGGAGAGGCUCAAAGUGUCUGAUAUUAUUAAGAAGCUGUCAUCAACCCCCAACAGCACUCGGAGUUCUUUAAAUUCUGCAUAUGAUGAUCAUGACCGCGAGCAGCCUCUUCUGAAUGCAGCAUUGUCUCAUGAGUGUGCUUUAUUGGACCAACUAGAACAACAGAAGGGUUUCUUGCCGGUUGCAUUAUCACCCCGGAUCAGAGGACGCCAGGCAUUGAAUGAUCUACUUGUUCAGAUGGAGGGCGAUAGGCACAAGGAGCUCGAAGGGCUGGUAGAGCGUCGGGCAGUAUCAAAGUUCUCUCAAAAAGGCCGCCUUCAGGCAAUGCUUCGGCUUAGAUUCUUACGUGAAGCAACGGUUGGAAAUCACAGGCAUUUGAAAUCAUUGGGGUCUGAUUCAAAUAGACUACUUACUCAAGGAUCUAACAUCACUCUUCUCAGGGAGAGAUUCAACACAGGAGUUGAGCAUGAUGCAGCUAAUUUGAGAAGUCCUCAUGCAGAGGUGGUAAACAACACAGGAAUUGAGCAUGGCACUGCUAAUUUGAGAAGCCCUCGAGGAGAGGUGGUAAAUAACACACUAAAAGAGGAAAAUUCUUCUCCCUCCAAUCAAUUAGUUGAGCAUGAUGCAGCUAAUUUGAGAACCCCCCGUGCAGAGGUGGUAAAGGUAAACAACACAGGAGUUGAGCAUGGCACUGCUAAUUUGAGAAGCCCUCGAGGAGAGGUGGUAAAUAACACGCUAAAAGAGGAAAAUUCCUCUACGUCUAAUCAAUUACUUGAGCAUGAUGCAGCUAAAUUGAGAACCCCCCGUGCAGAGGUGGUAAACAACACAGGAGUUGAGCAUGGUGCUGCUAAUUUGAGAAACCCUCAUGGAGAGGUGGUAAAUAACACACUAAAAGAGGAAAAUUUCUCUACCUCUAAUCAAUUACUUCAGCAUGAUGCAGCACGUGCGGAGGUGGUAAGCAACACAGGAGUUGAGCAUGGUGCUGCUAAUUUGAGAACCCGGCAUGGAGAGGUGGUAAGUAACACACUAAAGGAGGAAAAUUCUUCUACCUCCAAUCAAUUACUUGGAGAAAACACACUAAAGGAGGAAAAUUCUUCUACCUCCAAUCAAUUACUUGGAGAAAACAUCCAUCAUAAGGAAGUUAACACUGGGAGGCAGAAUACAUCCCAAGUACAGAUCUUUGUUCUAAAGGUAGAAAAUUCUUCUACCUCCAAUCAAUUAGUUAAAGAAGACAUUCAUCAUCAAGAAUUUAAAAAGACCGAGAAGCAGAGUACAUCCCGAGUACAGAGCUUUGUACUUAAAGUAGAAAAUUCCUCUACCUCCAAUCAAUUACUCGGAGAAGACAUUCAUCAUCAGGAAUUUAGCAACACUGAGAAGCAAUGUACAACCCAAGUACAGAACUUUGUAUCAUCCAGAAUAGAAGAUUUUCAUGCAGAAUCUAGUCCAUGUUUAAAUACUUUAUGGCCAGCGACAAGCUAUGAGGUUAGCAACCUUGACUUGCCAGAAUCUGCCGGGACAGUGACAUCCUCAAAUGGUUGGGAGGACAAUGUAAAUUGGGAAGAACAAGAGGCCAAUAACCAGAAACUAGUGGGAACUGACCAUGACUGGGUAAGAGAGAAUUUUCAACAAAGUAAUUGGGAAGAACAAGAGGCCAUUAAGCAUCAGCAAGUAGGCAGCAAUCAUAACUGGAUAGGUGGUGAUUCAUGGCAAGAGGACAAUUGGGGAAAACAAGAGGCCAAUCACCAACAGCUGGUAGAAACUAAUUGUGACUGGAUAAGUGAUAUUUCUCGCACAUGGAACGAUUGGGAAAAUGAAGAUGCCGAUCACCAGCAGCUACUAGAAACUAAUUGUGACUGGAUUACUGAUAUUUCCCGCCCACGAAGUGAUUGGGAAGGUCUCAGGCAAGCUAGGUAUGAGGAGAUGCUAGAUCCUUACUCGAACAAUGAAGACAUACGGCAACUACUCAACAGGAAAAGUGUGUCGUCUUUUCUUUCUAGUAAUUUACGAGAUACAAUGGACCAAUUGAUGAUAUCUCGUGUACAACAACCACCACAUCCAAUUAGCAAUCAGGAAGAAGAACAAGAAGAGGAUUUGCAGAAGUCUUAUUUACAAAGGCAGACACAUCCAAUGGGGAGUCAGCAAGAAGAUGAACAAGAAGAGGAGGACAAUGAAGAACAAGAAGAGGAGGAGGAGGAGGAAGAAGAGGAAGAAGAAGAAGAGAGUCCAUUUGGGCAUCAAUAUGACGAAGUUUGUGAGUAUUUUGAUCAAGCUACAUCACCAAUUCAAUCACGUUUACAAACUGUAAAGAGGGCAUGUAAUCGUGAUCAUGAAGUCAGUGAUUAUUCUGAUCAAGUGAUAUCUCCUUCCUUGCCACAACCUUCAUCUGCUCAAUCUUUCUACCAUCCUUCAUUUGAAAUGGAACUCAUAUACGAUUUGAGAGGACAACUGGAGCAACUCCAUCAUGAGAUAUAUGAGCUGCGAAGAUCAAUAAAGAGCUGCAUGAGCAUGCAGGUGAAGAUGCAGCGGUUCAUGAAGCAGGAGGCUACAACUGCUGCAAGUCCCUCGGUUCGAGGGGAGAUGGAGACGAUCAAUGGGCCUCCAGGAAAAGGAAGUUGCCGUGUUUGCCACAAAAUGCAAGUUGAUUCUGUUUUGUACAGAUGUGGGCACAUGUGCACCUGUCUCAAGUGUGCCCAUGAGUUGCAAUGGAGUAGCGGAAAAUGUCCGAUAUGUCAAGCUCCAAUACUUGAUGUUGUGCCAGUUCACUGAUUCAUUCGAGCACACGUGAAUGAGUUCUUUGCUUGUGAGGAGGAUCGUCUUCAAACUUUUAUUCCAUGGAACAUGGGUUGAAGGAUGGAUUCUUUUUCCUUUUCUUUUUCUUUUUUCUUUUUCUUUGUGUUUUAUGCUUGUGGAAUAUUAUAUAUACCAGGCCAGGUUAACAAAUGUGCUUGUUCUCCACUGGUCUGAGCUUUCUUUCUUUCUUUCUUUCUCAUUUUUACACGAUAAGUCAUUACGAAUUUGUUUUCCUUCCAGAUUGUCAUUUGUAUAUGUUUCAGAAUCAAGAAUCAUACUAACAGAUCUUUAUAUUUA